Messenger RNA from Pogonomyrmex barbatus (red harvester ant), 1747 nucleotides. It is a transcript of the gene HnRNP-K, whose product is annotated as Heterogeneous nuclear ribonucleoprotein K. NCBI's taxonomy places the organism in Eukaryota, Metazoa, Arthropoda, Insecta, Hymenoptera, Formicidae. The record is from RefSeq and is a predicted model, not a curated record. Gene Ontology annotation, molecular function: RNA binding.
UUUAUUAAGCAGUUGAUUGUAUUUCGACGUAAUGCCUUUUUUAUUGCCAUCUGAAUUAUAAAAGGUUUUUUUUGCGGAUUAUAAAUAGCUCUUGUUCGUCUAUAGCUUCGUAGCUCGUCAGAAGAAUUAUUUGUAAAGGCUGAGGACGGAUAAAAUCAACAUCCGCGUACAAAGGAUAUAUUCUAAAAUGCGAUCUUUGAUACGAGUCUACGAUACAACGAACGCUCUAAGCGGAGGAGAAUUUCCCUUUAUGAAAAUAGGAUUCAGCGGCGCUGGUAGAUCCUCCGAGUCUUAGCCUGUCGCUCCGACUUAAUUGCUAAGAUUAUCCUUACGUAAAUACAUUCCUCUAUCGCAAGGUGCGCGUCGCGAUACCCGAAACGGCUCCGCCGCGAUAAGGAGAUUGCGAGCUAACUUGGAAAAUAAAAUAAUCGUCGCGGGAUGUUGGAGUGUCACGCCGCGCCGGGGUGCCGUGGCACCGGCUUUUCGCAACCCUUAGCCGACGAUGGUGGUCGCGCCUUCGACUUUCUCGAAGAGCCUUUCUUCGGCAGCAUGGUAGGGAUCGCCCCCGUAGAGCGACGGGGAAGAUCGGUGGUGGAAGAAAAGCGGUUGCCCUCGAGAAUUUCGCCCCCUCCCGGGGGUUACGUAGGUGUUAACGCGCGGCUUGUGUGCGGGAUCGCUGAACGUGGAGGAGAGCACACACGGGGCCGGGUAUAGCAAGCCGCGUAAUAUCGACCGUAGAUGUUGUUGAUGCAAACGGUAACCAUGGGUGACUCGGGCCAGUUGACCAAUUGCAGUCUUCACGGUGGCCGUGUCCGACCAAUCGUCUGGCGGUACGCUGCCGGUUUUUUGAUUGGGCGAUACCGGGGAUAAGAGACCAGUUCGAGGCCAUCGGGACCCACAAAUGGACGUGGACACACCAAGUGGAGAACAUCGGUCUGCUGCGGCGCGAAGUGCCCGUCGUUCCUCGUCGUCCUCAUCCACAUCGAACUUGGUCGUCGUCGUCGUCGUCGUCGUCGUCGAUCAUCUCGUUCUCCACCGUGUGUGACGCGACCCUCGGAUAACGAUACGGAUUUUGUGCCUAUCUUUCGGUUAACGAUACCGAGCCUCUGCUGUACCAUUGGAAAGCUGGCAUUGAUCGCAAAGUAAUUUACCUCCGUGUCAAGGUCUCAAUACUGACUCAUCGCGGAGACUGCAAGGGCGGACAUCAUUAUUGGAAUAAUGAAGAGAGAAGCCGAGGCUGGCGCUAUGACAGGUUCCGGGGGUCCAACAAGUCCCCACAAGCGCUAUCGACAGGGUGACGAUGAGCUUCGUCUUCUCAUCCCGAGUAAGGUUGCCGGUUCGAUAAUCGGCAAGGGUGGCCAGAACAUCACAAAACUCAGAAGUCAGUACAAAGCCUCAAUCAUUGUACCCGAUUGCCCCGGACCCGAACGGGUGCUCACCAUCAGUUCGGACCUGCCCACUGUUCUGCAAGUGUUGAACGAGGUCGUACCUAAUCUGGAGGAGACACGAUUUCAGAAUGGCUCUCGUCACGGCAGCGACGAGAUCGACGUGCGCAUGUUGGUACAUCAGAGCCAAGCGGGAUGUAUCAUCGGCAAAGGAGGCCUGAAGAUCAAGGAGCUCCGCGAGGUGAGUCAUUCUCGCUUGAAUAAUUACUCAGAACUGGUAAAGUGACAUAACGCGUUUUCGCGUUCUUGGCAAACAGCUGUUUUGCAGCUCGUUACCGCGUUAGGCGAUUUUGCAUGAGAAU